Messenger RNA from Sinocyclocheilus rhinocerous, 1028 nucleotides. RefSeq names its product leucine-rich repeat-containing protein 73-like. The transcript is spliced from 4 exons. The coding region runs from base 318 to 1028 and encodes 236 amino acids. NCBI's taxonomy places the organism in Eukaryota, Metazoa, Chordata, Actinopteri, Cypriniformes, Cyprinidae. The record is from RefSeq and is a predicted model, not a curated record.
UCCCAGCAUCAACUGUCAUGCGGAUUACCUCAAACCUAGAGUCGCCUAAAGCCCGUUUCGUUGGUGAGAUGGGAACAAUUUAACGCGAGCGACGUUAUAUCGAGUAACCGACAGCACCAGCAUCAUCUUGGGUUCACAGCCUUGAGGAUCCUCCAGCAUGUCGGGAGGCAAACGCACACAACGCUGAAGUAGACCGCAGCAUCAGCAGCACCACACCUUCCUUCCGCGAUAUUCCGAGCCUGGCGCACCGGAUUAGACGCCGCGGAUCCGACCUCCAGGAUCCAUAAUGCCCGUUAAUCGAGCUUGACACCACCGAAAUGCUGCCGGGCUCUAUUCAGAUCACGGGAGAGGCGCUGUCCGGCGCGGAGAUCAAAGACAUAUGCGACAGUCUGAAGGAGAACAGCGUGCGGCUGCUGUCGGUGCGCGGCUGCCAGCUGUCUGACCGGGACUUCGGCCGCGUGUGUCGCGGCGUGGCGGAGUCGCACUCUCUCGCGCAGCUCAACCUCAACCUCGGCGUGGUGUCCACCAUCGGCCGGACCAAGCAGCUGGCAGAUGCUCUGAAGGCCAACAGAUCCCUCCAGACCCUCUUUCUCCACGGAAGUCCACUUCUAGAUGCAGGACUGGUCACCCUGAAUGGAGCCCUCUCCACUCACCCCUCACUGGUGUCCUUGGAUUUGGGGGACUGCAUGCUGGGAGAUGAGGCAGUUCGCCUCAUUUGUGGCAUGCUUCCUCCGGAUGGAGCCAAAUCAGGGCUUAAAGAGCUUACACUGAGUGCCAACCCAGCCGUCAGCACGCAGGGUUGGGCUCGACUGGCCAUCGCCGUGGCUCAUAGCUCACAGUUACGGGUCCUCAACCUCGACUACAAUCCCUUAGAGAGUGUCCGGCCCCGAUUCAGAACCAGCCCGCUGUCCGAAGUCAAGUCCGCUGGCCGAUUCCCUCCCAAGCUCUCAGCUGACAGCAGCCUGCUCCUUAACCCCAAAUCAAAGGAGGAAUAUGAGGAGAAAAAGACUGUUGGCUCCAGCCCCUGA